This is a messenger RNA of Colius striatus (speckled mousebird), 1681 nucleotides long. Its product is annotated as speckle-type POZ protein. Gene Ontology annotation, molecular function: ubiquitin protein ligase binding. The transcript is spliced from 10 exons. Lineage: Eukaryota; Metazoa; Chordata; Aves; Coliiformes; Coliidae. The coding region runs from base 364 to 1488 and encodes 374 amino acids. Gene Ontology annotation, cellular component: nucleus; cytoplasm. The record is from RefSeq and is a predicted model, not a curated record. Gene Ontology annotation, biological process: proteasome-mediated ubiquitin-dependent protein catabolic process; regulation of proteolysis.
CGCUGGGAACAGCCAUAUCCUGUCUGUUUGUCAUCUUAGCGCUUGCGUAGAGUGCUGUUGCGGGGGACUUGCGGGAUAAUGAGCUUCUGCAUCGGCUUUGGGGGAAUCGGAGCAGGAGGACAUGCUGCCAAAUAGUGGUCUCCAGCUGCUGGUGUUCUUAUAGAGGGUCCGCCUGCGUAGUAGGGGACAGAGUCUGGGGCGCCAUCCCCACCUGCCGCACCUGACAGGGGCUUUUCGGGCGUCCCAGCCUCCCACUGAGCGGGGCUUCCUCACUCGUCGGGCCGGGAGGGGCUAACAAAGUGAAGAUCACUUCUAAAUUUCUUCUUCUGAGUUGUGAAGUUCUGUUUAAUCUUCAAACUGGCGAUGUCAAGGGUGCCGAGUCCUCCUCCUCCGGCAGAAAUGUCGAGUGGACCUGUAGCAGAGAGCUGGUGCUAUACUCAGAUCAAGGUGGUGAAAUUUUCCUACAUGUGGACCAUAAACAAUUUCAGCUUCUGCCGAGAAGAAAUGGGUGAGGUUAUCAAAAGUUCAACCUUUUCAUCUGGGGCCAAUGAUAAACUCAAAUGGUGUUUACGUGUGAACCCUAAAGGCUUGGAUGAAGAAAGUAAAGAUUAUCUCUCCCUCUAUCUGUUGCUGGUGAGCUGUCCAAAAAGUGAAGUUCGAGCAAAGUUCAAAUUCUCCAUCCUGAAUGCUAAAGGAGAAGAAACAAAAGCAAUGGAGAGCCAGCGAGCAUAUCGAUUUGUACAAGGCAAGGACUGGGGAUUCAAAAAAUUUAUUAGAAGAGACUUUCUUUUGGAUGAGGCCAAUGGACUUCUUCCAGAUGACAAACUCACUCUCUUCUGUGAGGUGAGUGUGGUCCAGGACUCUGUCAAUAUCUCUGGCCAGAACACAAUGAACAUGGUGAAGGUUCCAGAGUGCCGUUUGGCAGAUGAGCUGGGAGGGCUCUGGGAGAACUCACGCUUCACGGACUGCUGUCUAUGCGUGGCGGGCCAGGAGUUCCAGGCUCACAAAGCCAUACUGGCAGCACGUUCCCCGGUUUUCAGCGCUAUGUUUGAGCAUGAGAUGGAAGAGAGUAAAAAGAAUCGGGUUGAAAUCAAUGAUGUGGAGCCUGAAGUUUUUAAGGAAAUGAUGUGCUUUAUUUACACGGGGAAGGCACCAAAUCUCGACAAAAUGGCUGAUGACUUGCUGGCAGCUGCUGACAAGUAUGCUCUAGAACGUCUGAAGGUGAUGUGUGAGGAUGCACUGUGCAGUAACCUGUCUGUGGAAAAUGCAGCAGAGAUUCUCAUUCUAGCUGACCUACAUAGUGCUGAUCAACUGAAAACUCAAGCAGUGGACUUCAUUAACUAUCAUGCUUCUGACGUCAUGGAGACAUCAGGCUGGAAGUCUAUGGUUGUAUCGCAUCCCCAUUUGGUGGCUGAGGCGUAUCGCUCUUUGGCCUCCGCACAGUGUCCCUUUCUGGGACCCCCACGUAAGCGACUGAAGCAAUCCUAAAGCCCUAUCUCACACCACCCCAUGUUUUUCUGGAAGCAGCAUCAGCUGUUGCUGCUAUAACCUUGACCACCAGGUAGAAAGCGAAAUCUGUGGAGCUUUUACUCUGUUGUUGGGAGGAAGAGACUGCUUUGUGACACCCAGACUUUUUAAAACAGCACCAAGUAACUUGGGGAGAGGGGGGAGGGUGGGCCUG